This is a messenger RNA of Octopus bimaculoides (California two-spot octopus), 918 nucleotides long. Its product is annotated as PDZ and LIM domain protein 7. NCBI's taxonomy places the organism in Eukaryota, Metazoa, Mollusca, Cephalopoda, Octopoda, Octopodidae. Gene Ontology annotation, molecular function: actin binding; muscle alpha-actinin binding. The record is from RefSeq and is a predicted model, not a curated record. Gene Ontology annotation, cellular component: filamentous actin; stress fiber; adherens junction. Gene Ontology annotation, biological process: muscle structure development; actin cytoskeleton organization.
AAAAAAAAAGCAAGCAGAAAAAGACGAAAGCGAAAACCAGUUGGGAAGUUUUUUCUCUUGACGGAGCCAGGAUAUAUCGUAACUCCGAACAAUUUCACCCGUGAAACAACAAAAACAACAGCAGUUAUUAUUAUAACGAUAACGAGUUUUAUCACAACUCAAUAUAUUUAACUUUUCGUUAUUUAAUUAAUAUACAUUAUAAUUAUAAAAACAAAACAAAAUGGGUGAAGUUGCUAGAGUACAAUUAAGACGGAUGGAUACCACACAGCCCUGGGGGUUCAAAAUGCAGGGAGGAACCGAUGUCGGUGUUCCUCUUCAUGUUGCUCAGGUGAAUCCAAAAGGCCUUUCUGCCAAGUGUGGUCUGAGACCAGGGGACGGAAUUUUGGAGAUCUGUAAUGAAAAUGCUACACAAUGGAGUCACGAUACGGCUAAGGCGGCUAUGGUCAGAGCUGGCAACGAGAUCGACUUUGUUGUCCAGCGAAAUGCAGUGACCCCUAAACCACGCAAACCUAAAGGGGAAGCUCAUGGUGCUAGUCCACGGUCAGAAUUAUGUGAAGACAGCAUUAACCCCGGUAUGAAUCAGGGAUCAAAAUUCAGAGAUGUCAAGCCCAAAACUUAUCAGGUUAUGAAGGACGAAGAGGAAAGUGGAGGAGGAGCCCCACCUGCUUCCAUAUUUGGUCGAAAGAAAGAAGAUCGCUCAAAAUACCUGAAAGAAGACAAGAAAACUAUCCAAAAGGCAUUUGGUCAGUCUUAGAGGCGACGUUAUUGGGUGAAUAUUGUGGCAAUAUUGCAAUGGCAAAGCUUCUCUUCAAAUCUUCUUUUGUACACGGACUCUCAUUUAAAUAUCUGUAUACUAAUGAAUAAUUUAUUAAGCAAUGUCCAUUAAAAACAAAACAGAACAAAACGAAACGAAACAAA